This is a messenger RNA of Drosophila kikkawai, 1393 nucleotides long. RefSeq names its product Cathepsin B (gene CtsB). Gene Ontology annotation, biological process: regulation of catalytic activity. Gene Ontology annotation, cellular component: lysosome. NCBI's taxonomy places the organism in Eukaryota, Metazoa, Arthropoda, Insecta, Diptera, Drosophilidae. The record is from RefSeq and is a predicted model, not a curated record. Gene Ontology annotation, molecular function: cysteine-type endopeptidase activity.
UCAGAAAAAAAACAACGUAGAUCUAGUAACGACGUUCUCCGUCAUUAUAUUACGGAUCGGAACGGAACGGAGCGACGCGUCAUUUUCCCCCAUUUUGUUUUUGUUUCGUUCUCGCCACCACCGUGACUGGUCACUUUGCAGGGCUGCCUUUGUCACACGAUUUUCCACGGAAGAGGGAGAAACCAAGCCGAAAUGAAACUGUUGCUGCUGGUGGCAGUGGCCACCGCCAUGGUGGUCCUGGCCCUGGGCGAGGACUCGUCGCCGUCAAUGCUGUCGGACGAAUUUAUUGAGCUGGUGCGCAGCAAGGCCAAGACCUGGACGGUGGGCCGUAACUUCGACAAGUCGGUGAGCGAGGAGCAUAUCCGCGGCCUGAUGGGCGUCCAUCCGGAUGCGCACAAGUUCGCGCUGCCCGAGAAGCGCGAGGUUCUCGGAGACCUGUACCAGGGUGCCAAGGAUAUACCCGAGGAGUUUGAUGCCCGCAAGGCCUGGCCCAAUUGUCCCACCAUCGGCGAGAUCAGAGAUCAGGGCUCCUGCGGCUCCUGCUGGGCCUUCGGCGCCGUUGAGGCCAUGUCCGAUCGGGUGUGCAUCCAUUCCCAAGGCAAGGUGAAUUUCCAUUUCUCGGCCGAUGAUUUGGUAUCCUGCUGCCACACCUGCGGCUUCGGUUGCAACGGUGGCUUCCCGGGAGCCGCCUGGAGCUAUUGGACGCGCAAGGGAAUUGUCAGCGGAGGACCCUACGGCUCCAAUCAGGGCUGCCGUCCCUACGAGAUUUCACCCUGUGAGCACCAUGUAAAUGGUACCCGACCUCCCUGCUCCGGCGGCGGUGGCACUCCCAAGUGCCAGCAUUUGUGCCAGAGCAGCUACAAUGUGGAGUACUCCAAGGACAAGCAUUUUGGCUCCAAGUCCUAUUCGGUGCGUCGCAAUGUCCGCGAAAUUCAGGAGGAGAUAAUGACCAAUGGCCCGGUGGAGGGAGCAUUUACAGUGUACGAGGAUCUCAUUUUGUACAAGGACGGCGUCUAUCAGCAUGAGCAUGGCAAGGAGCUGGGCGGUCAUGCCAUCCGUAUACUCGGCUGGGGUGUUUGGGGUGAGGAGAAGGUGCCCUAUUGGCUAAUUGGAAACUCCUGGAACACCGAUUGGGGCGAUAAUGGCUUCUUCCGUAUUCUGCGUGGCCAGGAUCACUGCGGCAUCGAGAACUCCAUUUCAGCGGGUCUACCCAAGCUGUAGAUAAACAAAAAGUAUCAGCUUUCCUGCUAAUAUGAAGUCUUUUCUUUUUUAUUUUUAUUUCCAUUCCAAAGUUCUCAAGACAAAAUGACGAGUCUAUGUAUGUAGUUAAUAUUCUAUGUCAACAAUGUAAACCUGAUUGAUAAUAAAGUAUUGUAUAUGUCUCUAUGGAUAA